Molecule: messenger RNA, 5384 nt
Organism: Xiphophorus maculatus (southern platyfish)
Lineage: Eukaryota; Metazoa; Chordata; Actinopteri; Cyprinodontiformes; Poeciliidae
Product: prolyl 4-hydroxylase subunit alpha-1-like
Exons: 15
Coding region: 1093-2715 (540 amino acids)
Biological process (GO): peptidyl-proline hydroxylation to 4-hydroxy-L-proline
Cellular component (GO): endoplasmic reticulum
Molecular function (GO): iron ion binding; procollagen-proline 4-dioxygenase activity; protein binding
Source: RefSeq, a predicted model, not a curated record
GGCAGCUCAAUUCAAUGCAUUGUUCAUAAAAGUGAUCGGGGGACUAUUAUAUAUGUAUUUUAUUGGAAUUUUAUGUGGAAAAACUAAUACAAAAAAAAAGCUAAAUAAUUAAGUAAAAAGAACAAUAUUUUACCACCACUUUUCACUGUGCUUACAACUGCAUCUCUUUUGCAAGCUCGGGUGAAACGAGGAGAAAAAUAAAUCUGAAAGGAUCUGUAAAAGGAGAGAAAACUGCUUGGCUUAGCAAAAACAUAAAACAAAUUAGAACAGAAAAUAGUUAUUAGAAAAUUUAAUGAUUACACUUAAAGCAUUAAAAAGAUGUGAACAAAAUUUAUUCUAAAUUUAUCUGAACAAUUUUACUUUUAUUUUGCAGAGUAUCCCCAGUUUUCUGUUAGCUGUGGCACUUCUCCAUAUUACACCUUGAAAUGUAAUGUAGCUAUCAUGGUUCACUUCUGCCGCGUUGUUCUGAUAAAAUCAUCUAAAAUAAAACCAGCCAUUUGGUGAAACUUAAUAUGCCAUACCUGAAAUGUGUAUUCGGGUCCAUUUAAAUGCUGGAUAUUUACUCAGGGGAAACAUUAGCUUACGGUAACGAUAGAAACGGUGCCGUGGGGGUGUUUGAACUGAAACUCUAAAUAUUUCUACCCGAAUAGUGAUAGCAAGAAGUAACCCGGUGUGUCUAAAGUUCAUAAAUAAGUCCGUCAGUUUGUCUUUGAGGCAGGAACAGCUGGGGAUUCCCACAGAGGAAGGAGCAGAGGCAGCUCCAGUCCACCAGGUGGCGGUAGAACUCUGGGUUUACCGCUGUGUGGAAAGGAAGAACAGGAUGAGGUUCGUUUCCAGUCAGCUGGACGUCCUGAGAAAAUCUCUGGGAUUUAGUUAGUUUCAUUCGCUCCGCAUUUUCCGAUUCACGGUCCAAACAGCACGAGUUAGCCGUUGCCAUAGAGCCGAACCGGGCGGCUUCGAACCGGUUCUGAACAGCAUUUGGAACUGGAGCAGACUGACUGGUUCAGAAUCCAGAACGUUCUUUCCUGCUCAGAAACACCAGCCGUUUCGGUCCCGUUUAGAUGUGCAGUUUCUCAAACUUCCUGUUCAGACAUGGCGAAGCUCCGUCACUGCUGCACGGUCCUCUUGCUCCUCUUCACUUCCGUCUCGGCUCACAGUGACUUCUUCACUUCCAUCGGACACAUGACGGACCUUCUGUUCGUGGAGAGGGACCUGGUGUCUUCGCUGAAGGACUACGUCAGAGCAGAGGAGGACAAACUGCAGCGAAUCAAGCGGUGGGCGGACAGGCUGGACGCGCUCUCGACUGCCGGUUCUCAGGAUCCCGAGGGUUUCCUGGGUCACCCGGUGAACGCCUUCAAACUGAUAAAGAGGCUCAACACGGAGUGGGCGGAGCUAGAGAGCCUGGUGCUGACUGACGUGUCGGAUGCGUUUGUCUCCAACCUCACCAUCCAGAGGCAACACUUCCCCAACGACGACGACCAGACCGGAGCGGCGAAAGCUCUGAUGAGGCUCCAGGACACCUACAAACUGGACACGGAGACCAUCUCCAGCGGACGGCUGACGGGCUCGUCUUCGGUGGCCACGACGAGCAGCGUCCUGACCGUGGAAGACUGCUACGACCUGGGAAAGGUGGCGUAUUCCGACGUGGAUUAUUACCACACGGAGCUGUGGAUGGCCCAGGCCUUAAAGCAGCUGGAGCAGGGGGAGGAGUCCAGCGUCGUGGACGCCAUCGCCAUCCUGGACUACCUGAGCUACUCCGUCUACCAGCAGGGGGAGCUGGAGAGAGCGCUUGCGUUCACCAAGAAACUUCUAGAACUCGACCCGUCACACCAGCGGGCCAACGGGAACCUGAAGUACUUUGAGUACCAGCUGUCCAAACAGAAGAAGCUGGAGGUCGACGACAACGACGAGGAGCGGAGGAUGUGGAAGGAGAACCGAGGUCGCCGUGACGACUACCUGCCAGAGAGGAAGCAGUACGAGAAGCUGUGUCGGGGCGAAGGCGUCCGGAUGACUCCCCGCAGGCAGAGCCGCCUCUUCUGUCGCUACUACGACAACGGCCGGCACCCCAGGUUCGUAAUAGGACCGCUAAAGCAGGAGGACGAGUGGGACAGCCCUCACAUCGUCCGUUACCACGACAUCGUGUCGGACAGAGACAUGGAGAAGGUGAAGGAGCUGGCCAAACCCAGGCUCCGACGAGCCACCAUCUCCAACCCCACCACCGGCGUCCUGGAAACGGCCCAGUACCGCAUCAGUAAGAGCGCCUGGCUCGGAGCAUACGAGCAUCCCGUCGUGGAUAAAAUCAACCGGAGGAUCGAGGACAUCACUGGGCUGGACGUCGGCACGGCCGAGGACCUGCAGGUGGCCAACUAUGGAGUAGGAGGGCAGUAUGAACCGCAUUUCGACUUCGGACGGAAAGAUGAGCCGGACGCGUUCGAGGAGUUGGGAACCGGGAACCGGAUCGCCACCUGGCUGCUCUACAUGAGCGACGUGCAGGCAGGGGGCGCCACUGUCUUCACCGACAUCGGUGCUGCUGUUCAACCGAAAAAGGGCUCGGCGGUGUUUUGGUUCAACCUGUAUCCCAGUGGAGAGGGGGACUACAGGACCCGACACGCCGCCUGCCCGGUACUGCUGGGAAACAAGUGGGUUUCCAACAAAUGGAUGCACGAACGGGGACAGGAGUUCAGAAGGCGCUGCGACCUUCACUGGACCGACUGACGCUCGUUUAUCUUCUCCUCAUCCCGUUCUUCUGGCUCUUACUGAGAAACGGAACGCUUCUCCUCUGAUCUGAUGCUUUUUACUUUAUCCAGUGUGUGUGUGUAUGUGUGUGUGAAUAGAUCAGGGAGCUGCUGCCUUAAUUGCAUGUUCAGGUUUCAGCUGGUCCUCAGGUGUGUCUGGAACAAAGAACGCCAAGCGCUCUCCUGUCAUUAAAUCAAUCCAGUCCAAUUCAAACAUGCGUUAAAAUUAAUUUAGUCAAUACGAAAAUGUUUUGGCACAAGAUGCUUUGUUAAAUGAAUCAAGUUGCUGAAUGUUUUUUUUUUUUUUUUACUUGUGUCACAGGGCACUACUAAUGCUAGUUAAAGUGUAUUAAGGGUUGUAAUUAACUUAAGAACAUUAUCAUGGAUCAGCCUCGUGGGAAUUUAGUGUGGGAACUCGUUCAACUUCCCUGAUAGCAGGUAGUCGAUGUUGGACAUGGGUGCUAUUCUCACCUUGACCACCAGAUGUCAGUAAUUGAGACACACUGACCCUUUAAUGCCAGAGCAAGUAAAAUAAUAUCCCGUCUGCUCAGAGCUGAUAGAUAGUUGGACACAAAAUUGCUCCAUUUGGGAUAAAAAAGAAAACAUUUGGAAUUUCCGAGGGCACCUUCUAUCUAACGGACAGCAGGGGGCGACUCCUGUAUUUGUGACUCCAGAGGCAAAACAUUGAGGGUUCCUGCUCGGCGUUCUUUGCUCUCUACGUCAGACACUGAAUGAAUCACUAACUCCAGACAGAAACACUCGUUUGCCUCCUGUUACUCCUUUAACUCCUCAACUUCUGUGACUGUUACCUUGACAACCACUCCAGAGUAAGUGCAGAACCUCUCAGCUCAUUGAUGAUGUGCUUACCUCAGACAUUUUAGUUAUUGUUUUUGAUGAAAAAACUAAAUAAUGCAACGGGCAGAGUCAGAGCAGUGAAUGGGUUAAGCUCCGCCCACUGCUCACCAACAAUUUGCACACUCCUCAUUGAAUAAAUAGUAAACUUUAAAACAACCAAUAGGAAUUUUAUUAGGGGUUUUAUAGAUCGGUAUUUAUAAUGUUGGUGUGUGUUAAUUGGCUGUUUCUGACUGUAUCUCAUCUUCUGGUGCUUUACUUAGGAUGUUUGAGAUCUAAAGAAGUUUUGAAUCAUGUUAGUGCGCCAGUCAGUGAAAAACAUUUCCCCCACAUUUACCCACCCAUUAUGACCAGUGACGCUCCUGUUUUCCACCAGUUCAGCCUGCAGGUCAGUGACUCUGCAGGAACAGAUAAAAAAAACAACCUUAUCACUUGAGUUCUGAUUACACUAAAGAUACGGUGCUGAUGUUGUAUGAUCUAACGAAAAGAAAUGUAAGAAUUCCAAUUUUUGGCACUCUGAAAAUGUUUGUUUUUUUCAACAUCAUUUCAAAUGACCCUGUUUGAUUUUUAUCUUUCUAUAUUAUUACUUAUUAGGUCAGUUUGAGUGAAAACAUUCCUGAUUUGGUCUAUAUAUUAAGCAUCCUUUGCUUCUGACUGGCCCAUUUACUAUUCAGGCUUUCUUUCAGUAGUUCAAAUUUAAGACCAUUUAGAAGGAAAUUUAAGUCCUAUAGCUCCUCAGAAAUAUCCAAAUUUCGUCCAGCCAACUGCCAAUAAAUUACUAUAUAUAGCUAGCUAGCUAGAAAGGGUUAUGCUAGCAGUGAGUUACCAGUAGCCUUAAUGGCCCAGCAAAAAAAAUAUGGAAUAUAGGAAAUAAAUAGUCCUGCUAAGACAGCAUUUAAGACAUUUGAUUCAUGUAUUUAAGGCUUACUUCUUUUUUAAAAAUGAAUUUAAGACAUUUUAAAGGCCUUAAUUUUCCUUUGUAAAAGAUAGCACUAUUAGCAAACUUGCCAUACUGGUUGUUUUAUGGGAACUUUAAUACCAGAAUACACCAAGUUAACCCUGUGAGGCAACUACAGAUCAAGUGUGUGUAAGUGCUUGUUAUGAUUUUAUUUUAUAUUUUUUAUCAUCCAAGUGAUUUUACAAGAAAAAUCUGUGAUCCUUUUUGUGUAUCUAUGAGAGAACUGUGAUAUAAAGAUGAUGUCGAUAACGUAAUGAUAAUGUUCAGCAUGAAGUGAUGAAAAUAAAGUAUACAUUUCUGCAGAAACACAGAUAGGAGGCUUCAUCUCAUUUGUUGCAGGUAAAGCCAUGUAUGCAUAGAUAGAAAUAAUGUCUACUAUGAUUUAAUCUACUCUAUAGUAGGUCUGGUUGUCUGUUUAAUGUUCUCCUUGCCUGGUCUGUCAGUAUUCUGUGCUGGUUUACCACAUAAAAUCCUGAUAAAAUAUAUUAAAGUGUUUCUUUCCAUGUUUUUAAAGCAUGUUUUGAGCUUUUUUUGUAAGCUCAAAAACUCUUGUAAUUACUUCUGUUUUUUUUUUCUUUUUGUGGUAACCUUUGCAUCCCUUUGGUGUAUUUUCUGAGGUCUCAUAUUUGUUGGUUUUCUGUGUCAGUAAGCAGAUUUUUUGGUUUUGGGUUGUGCUUUUAUGUUAAAUACUUUAACACACAUUUUAGUGUUCUUGUACCAAAUGUUUCUCUUUCUUGCUUCAAAAACGUUUUGGAGUUGAAAAAUCGGUUACAAGACGACACAGGACUUUUUUUCUCCUUUUAUAGAUAAAACAAUAAAUCAACAAUACAUAAUUAAAA